Molecule: messenger RNA, 984 nt
Organism: Penicillium coprophilum
Lineage: Eukaryota; Fungi; Ascomycota; Eurotiomycetes; Eurotiales; Aspergillaceae
Product: transcription factor SUA7
Exons: 2
Coding region: 1-984 (327 amino acids)
Biological process (GO): transcription preinitiation complex assembly; transcription initiation at RNA polymerase II promoter
Cellular component (GO): transcription preinitiation complex; nucleus
Molecular function (GO): RNA polymerase II general transcription initiation factor activity; TBP-class protein binding
Source: RefSeq, a predicted model, not a curated record
AUGGCUACUUCUACUCUUGCGAAACCCGAGGUUGCGGCUCCUUGGAAGAAAAACCUGUCCGCCCAUCUCGUGUGCCCCGAAUGUAAAGAGGAUCCUCCGAACCUGGAAUUUCCAGACUCCCACGAGACAGUCUGCGGUUCCUGUGGACUUGUGCUCGCAGAUCGUGAGAUCGACCUGCACUCUGAAUGGCGUACCUUCUCCAACGACGAUCAGAAUAAUGACGACCCCUCUCGUGUCGGAGACGCCUCGAACCCUCUACUCAAUGGCGCUCAGCUGGAGACUUCCAUCGCAAGUGGAGGCUCUGGCCGUGCCCGCGACCUGUACCGCGCGCAAAACAAGCAGUCGGGCGAGAAAGCGAACAAGGCUCUUCUGGCAGCUUACAAAGAAAUCGGUGCUCUUUGCGACGGUUUCAACAUCCAGAAGACCGUCGCCGAUACUGCCAAGUAUCUAUUCAAGAUGGUCGACGACGCCAAAGCCUUCAAGGGCAAGUCACAGGAAGUCAUUAUUGCUGGCUGCAUCUUCAUCGCAUGCCGUCAGUGCAAGGUUCCUCGUACUUUCACCGAGAUCUUCGCAGUGACCAAGGUCACCCGAAAGGAAAUUGGGCGCAUCUAUAAAGCUUUGGAGAAAUUUUUCACUACCCAAAAUGUCGAGCGCCACAAUGCUGCUUUGGAGAAUGGCGAAACUCACGACUCUGCUGGCGAUUACAACGCGACUACUUCAACCAAGCCAAGUGAUCUACCGCGUUACCGCCAUGGGCGAUUUGGCCGGACGUUCCCCCUGUCUAUUGUCGCGGCUUGUAUCUACAUGGCGUCGUUCCUUAUGGGCCAUGGCAAGUCUGCCAAGGAGAUUUCCCAGGUCGCACACGUUAGCGAUGGAACUAUUCGUGGUGCUUACAAGCAAUUGUACGCGGAACGUGAGCGCCUCGUUGACCCUGAAUGGAUCAAGGGUGGCAAGGGUGAUAUGGGCAAAUUGCCUGUGAGCUGA